Messenger RNA from Cloeon dipterum, 3904 nucleotides. RefSeq names its product ATP-dependent RNA helicase pea (gene pea). Lineage: Eukaryota; Metazoa; Arthropoda; Insecta; Ephemeroptera; Baetidae. The transcript has 17 exons. Gene Ontology annotation, cellular component: intracellular anatomical structure; catalytic step 2 spliceosome. The record is from RefSeq and is a predicted model, not a curated record. Gene Ontology annotation, biological process: spliceosomal complex disassembly; mRNA splicing, via spliceosome. Gene Ontology annotation, molecular function: ATP binding; RNA helicase activity; RNA binding. Bases 218 to 3844 code for a protein of 1208 amino acids.
GAAGUCGAGAGUCGAGAUCAUUCAGGAAUCGUUUGGCUUGAUGAUCGCUGAUCAAUGUUUGUGUACAGUACAUUCACAUUCUUGAUUUGCGACUUUGCGUUGCUUGAUUUUGAGGACAGCACCUAUUAGUGCUUUUCUUUACAACGCAAGGCUAAAGGAAUAGGAAAAAUAAGCAAAGCAUUACAAAAACCCUGCAGUUUAUUCUCCUAUCAACAAAAUGGACGAGAUUCAAAAAUUAAAACAACUGUCGCUGAUUUCUAAAGUUUGCACUGAAUUGGAAAACCAUUUGGGGAUAGCCGAUAAAGACUUAGCUGAGUUCAUUAUUGCCCUUGCCAAAACGAACACAACGUUCCAGAACUUUAAAAAGGCACUAACAGAGAAUGGCGCAGACUUCUCAGAUUCUCUUAUUGGCAAUCUGCUGCGUAUAAUCCAGCACAUGGCGAAAUUUUCCAAUGCCAAAGAAGUGGAAGAAAAGAAAGUAGACAAAGACCUUCUUUCAACCAACUUUCCUGGCCUUGCGAUUGCCAAUGACCCUAACUACUACAGCAAAAGUAAAGAAGAUUCUCCUAAAAAUGACGCUGAAGUGUCAGAUGCCAUGGCUGCACUAACUGCUCUUGCUCCAACCAGCAACAAAAAAAUUAAAGAAGAGGUCCUGUCUGAUGAUGAAAAUACAAAAAUUGAAAGAAAAAGCAGAAAAAGAAGCAGAAGCCGCGAUAGAGAUCGCAAUCGCAGCAGAAGCAGAAGUCGCGAAAGAGACAGAAAUCGAAGCAGAGACAGGAAGAGAAGAAGGAGCCAAGACCAAUCAAAGAGGAGAAAGAGCAGAAGCCGGGAUCGCUUAAGAAACAGAAGCAGAGACAGAAAGCGAAGAAGCAGAAGUGACGAACGAAGGAAAGAUAGAAGAAGUCCAGCAAGGGAUGAUUCUAGAAGGAACAGAAGUAGGUCGAGGGAAAAGGAGCUUCCCGACGUGCCUUGUCCUGGACAGAUCUACAAAGGAAAAGUAACCAAUGUAGUUGCAUUUGGUUGUUUUGUUCAAAUGGAAGGAAUGCGAAAAAGAUGGGAAGGUCUAGUUCACAUUUCACAACUAAGGAAAGAAGGGCGAGUUUCAGAAGCAUCAGAGGUUGUACAAAGGGGACAAAAAGUCAAGGUGAAAGUCUUGACCUUCACUGGCCAAAAGGUUUCAUUGUCGAUGAAAGAAGUUGAUCAAGACACUGGAGAAGAUCUCAAUCCAUCCAUAGUUUGGAAACCUGGAAAAGAAGGGGAAGAGCUGAUGGAUCGAAAUCCUGAUUUGCCGGUGUCAUCACUAGUUGAUCAGUCAAUGGCAAAACCAAAUGAGACAGGACGGGCUAGGAAGGUGCAGAGAAUGACCUCUCCUGAGCGCUGGGAAAUCAAGCAGAUGCUCUCUGCUAAUUGUAUCGACAAGUCCGAACUGCCCGACUUUGACGAAGAGACGGGAUUGCUUCCCAAGGAGAACGAAGAGGAGGCUGACAUAGAAAUCGAGCUUGUGGAGGAUGAACCUCCAUUCCUGCAAGGUCACGGAAGGAUGCUGCACGAGUUGAGCCCAGUAAGGAUUGUUAAAAAUCCUGAUGGCUCACUCGCGCAGGCAGCAAUGAUGCAGUCAGCGCUGGCUAAGGAAAGAAGAGAAGUGAAAAUGCUGCAGCGAGAACAAGAAAUGGAUUCGCAGGCCUCUGGCUCCAACAAAAACUGGACUGAUCCAUUGCCUGAAGAAGCAGACCAGAAUCAGGGAGUAUCUUCUCGAGGUAUGGGUUUGAUGGCGCAAGACUUGCCAGAGUGGAAGAAGCACGUUAUCGGAGGGAAGAAGAGCUCAUUUGGCAAGAAAACAAACAUGUCAAUAUUAGAACAAAGACAAAGUUUGCCUAUCUACAAACUGAAGGAUGACUUAAUAAAAGCUGUGACUGAGAACCAAAUUCUUAUUGUAAUUGGUGAAACUGGGUCUGGUAAAACAACUCAAAUCACUCAGUAUUUGGCUGAGGCUGGAUUCACUAGUAGAGGAAAAAUUGGUUGUACACAACCCCGUCGUGUCGCUGCAAUGUCAGUUGCGAAGAGAGUUUCAGAGGAAUUUGGAUGUCGAUUGGGGCAAGAAGUGGGAUAUACAAUUCGUUUUGAGGACUGCACAAGUCCUGAGACUGCUAUUAAGUAUAUGACAGAUGGUAUGCUGUUGCGAGAGUGCUUGGUCGACUCAGACCUAAAGAACUACGCGGUUAUCAUGUUGGACGAAGCUCACGAAAGAACCAUUCAUACAGAUGUCUUGUUUGGUCUUUUAAAGCAGUCCGUACAGAAGCGGCCAGAGUUGAAACUAAUUGUAACCUCAGCAACGCUGGACUCUGUCAAGUUCUCGCAGUAUUUCUUUGCUGCCCCAAUUUUCACAAUUCCAGGAAGAACCUUCCCUGUUGAAGUUUUGUACACCAAGGAGCCUGAAACUGACUAUCUUGACGCUUCACUUAUCACAGUCAUGCAAAUCCACUUGAGAGAGCCUCCCGGUGACGUUCUUCUUUUCCUCACUGGCCAAGAAGAAAUCGACACCGCCUGCGAAAUUUUGUAUGAAAGGAUGAAGUCUCUUGGUCCAGAUGUGCCAGAACUAAUUAUUCUCCCCGUCUAUUCUGCACUUCCUUCUGAAAUGCAAACAAGAAUUUUUGAUCCUGCACCGCCAGGCUCCCGAAAAGUCGUCAUUGCCACCAACAUUGCUGAAACUUCAUUGACCAUCGAUGGAAUCUACUACGUAGUAGAUCCAGGAUUUGUGAAACAAAAGGUUUACAGCUCAAAGACAGGCAUGGACUCGUUGGUGGUGACACCAAUUUCUCAAGCUCAAGCUAAGCAAAGAGCAGGCCGUGCCGGUCGCACUGGACCAGGAAAGUGCUAUCGUCUGUACACAGAACGUGCGUACAGAGAUGAAAUGCUGCCAACGCCUGUGCCUGAGAUUCAGCGCACAAAUUUGGCCACAACUGUGCUGCAGUUGAAGACCAUGGGUAUUAAUGACCUGAUUCACUUUGACUUCAUGGACGCCCCACCUGUGGAGUCUUUGAUCAUGGCUCUGGAGCAGCUGCACUCGCUCUCUGCCCUGGAUAGUGAAGGCCUCUUGACCAAACUUGGUCGAAGGAUGGCUGAAUUUCCACUGGAACCCAACCUUUCCAAGUUGCUGAUCAUGUCUGUCCAUCUCAAUUGCUCUGACGAAGUUCUCACAAUUGUCUCCAUGUUGUCUGUCCAAAACGUCUUUUACCGACCUAAGGACAAGCAAGCCCUGGCCGAUCAAAAGAAGGCAAAAUUCAACCAGGCUGAGGGCGACCACAUCACGCUUUUAACUGUUUACAACUCUUGGAAGACCAACAAGUUUUCAAACGCCUGGUGCUAUGAAAAUUUUGUUCAAAUUCGGACACUUAAAAGAGCUCAAGAUGUCCGCAAGCAGCUCCUGGGAAUUAUGGACAGGCACAAAUUGGAUGUUGUUUCAUGUGGCAAGAAUACUGUCAACGUUCAGAAAGCGAUUUGCUCUGGUUUCUUCAGAAACGCAGCCAAGAAGGACCCUCAGGAGGGCUACCGUACACUUGUUGACAGCCAAGUGGUGUUCAUCCACCCGUCUAGUUCACUUUUCAACAGACAACCAGAAUGGGUUAUAUAUCACGAGCUGGUUCAAACCACCAAGGAGUACAUGAGAGAGGUGACAGCCAUUGACCCCAAGUGGCUGGUUGAGUACGCGCCUUCCUUCUUUAAAUUCUCUGACCCGACCAAGCUGAGCAAAUUCAAGAAGAACCAGAGACUGGAGCCGCUCUACAACAAGUACGAGGAGCCAAAUGCCUGGCGUAUUUCCCGCGUUAGAAGAAGGCGAAACUAAGAUUAGAGGCUUUGUCAACGUAUUAUUAAGGUCAAUAUAAAUUAGAUUUUACUCCCAAAA